Funneliformis geosporum is the source of this 474-nucleotide messenger RNA. NCBI's taxonomy places the organism in Eukaryota, Fungi, Glomeromycota, Glomeromycetes, Glomerales, Glomeraceae. The record is from the annotation of a GenBank genome assembly.
AUGUCUGAAUAUGAAAAUUGGAUGGAGAUGACCCCUGAUGCUAAAAAUUGGAAGUCAAAUAUUACAAGCCGGGGCCGUUUUAGAACGAGCGGCUUAUCAUCAUGGGAUGCGAGUCUUCAAGGUCAAUUUGGUAUAAUUGCUCAAAGUGGAAAAAAUGCAGCUAGUGCUCGUUAUAUCAGCGUUGCAAUCUCUGAAUUUACUCGAAAAAUAUUCCAUCCUCAUGAUGACUCAUUACUAUCAUAUUGUAAUGAUGACGUUCAGUCGGUAGAACCAGAAUGGAAUUUACCGAUUCACCUUGUUAAUGGAUCCGAAGGUUGGAUUCAUCCUCGCGAUAUCGUUAACAAUUUAAAACGAUUAAUUAAUAAUGAAUAUCUAAGUCCAAUGCAUCCCUGGUAUCGUGGGUUCCAGGGCGAAAUUGAACAUGUAACAAGACCAAUGACAAGAUCCACCAAGUUAACGAUGUGUCCAUCCUAA